GUUUGGCACGUGUUUUUAGUUUUUACUGUUGACGACUUACGUGAGAUACGUCGAGUGAACAAUAAGUUAAGUAAGUAAUAAGUUAAUUUAAAUUUUAAAGCAAAUAGAUAUGGCAGAACAGGACAAAUCGGUACGCGGCAUGCCAAAGUCUGGAAGAUUUUGGAAAACGCCAAAAACCAAGUUUUCUUCUAUUAACAAAACAAAAGGCCUCAAGCUGUCUUUCGAGCGUAAACAACAUUUGAGAGCAGAUAUAAAAAAAACGAGAGAACUGUCAAGAGCCUUAAUUAACGAGAGAAACGCUGAAAACGAAGCGAGAAAAGAAAGGCGGCGUGAGAAUAUUAAACGCCGUGCGGAAAAUCAGAAGAAAUCAGAAAUAGUUCAAGUGAUUAAAAAUCCAGCCAAAAUUAAGCGAAUGAGAAAGAAAGCCAUGCGGCAAAUAGAAAAGAGAGAUACGCUUAACAUGUAACUUCAAAAUAAACAUUUUUUUUUAAAAA
Messenger RNA from Adelges cooleyi (spruce gall adelgid), 494 nucleotides. Its product is annotated as coiled-coil domain-containing protein 86. The coding region runs from base 110 to 466 and encodes 118 amino acids. The record is from RefSeq and is a predicted model, not a curated record. Gene Ontology annotation, cellular component: nucleolus. The transcript has 3 exons. NCBI's taxonomy places the organism in Eukaryota, Metazoa, Arthropoda, Insecta, Hemiptera, Adelgidae.